UGGACCAGUUAUUUGUCACUGUGUCAUCUUUCUGAUCCUUCUAUUGCUUGGGCGAGGGCUUGAUGUGAUGAGGCGCACACUGUCCGAGCAGGACAAGCGCGUGAUGACAGUGUGUGUGCUUGUUCUGGCGACCCUUCUCAUCCUCGAGCAGAUCCUUUAUGGGAUUGACUUUCCGGUUGUUUUCUGCAAUCCACGAAACUCUUCUCUCCGUGAACGAUGGAAUGACCGAGAGAGACGAAGUCCAUGGUGCGUUUAUCUAUAUGUGAUCGUGAAACAGCUGCUCAGUCUGACGGCCGACAUGCUGGUCAUGACAACUGUCGUCAGCGCCAUAUCCCAGAAUAUCCGAACUCUAUCUUCGCAGAUCAGAAUCGCCCAAUCUGAGGGAAUUGACCUUACCAGCACCCCACUCUUCAUCAAGACUGUGAUGUACAGGUCUUUCCAGUUUGUUCUCUUCUCUUACAUCUGUGCAAAGAUUGUGCUGGAAAUGGGAUCUCCUCUCCUAGAUGGGCAGUAUCCGUGGAUUCGCAUUUUUGCUGCAGAGAUCAUUGAAUUUACAAUGUGCUUCUGCGUUGGAUUCAUUUUCCGCUUACGCUCCCCAAACAUUUAUAAUUCAUUUCUUAUCAAUGGGAGUCCAUCUGCCAGUCUUCUGUCUGCUGGACUACAAGGACGAUUCCUUCGGCCCACUGCUCACAGAGAUGCGGUCCACCCUAUGCCUGUGCAGUCAGUUCCUCUGUGUUCAGAGCUUGGCGGGCGACUUCCGCCAGGUUUGGUGCUGAUUGAGAAUCCACCAAGCCAAGAUGCGUCCGGGAAGCUUGUCCGAAGUAUUUCAGUAGCCACAAUUUCAUUGCCGCAGACCCCAAGUGCCGCUGAAGAACCUCGUUCACAUGACAUCCAGCCAUUGACACCCGAUGUCCUGGUACCAUUGACGAGGUCCAGAACGGGUACCCCGGUAAACCAAGGAACACCCCGACGCUUACAGUCCCCGCGUCUUCCUCAUAGUCUGCAAAGCCCAUCCGAUGUUGAUAGCAACAGAUCGUCAGUGACUAGUGCAUGCCAGCAUGGUGAAGAUGGACAAGGUGAGAGAGACCGGGAGGCACCAGCCGCCGACGCGAUCGCUGGUGGUGCUGCCAUCUUCGCGGCAGCGGUCACCGAAGCUGGUGCAACACCACAUCGACACGGUCCACUUCACGAGUUCAACUCCUUGGGCGAGGCAGCUAGCCCACAAGCUUCUGAGAAUAGCAACCAAACCCGAUCGGCAUCAGCCAUGCAUCCGGGCAGCAGGAGUCGGCGCGUAAGAGAGCAGGUCGGCCAACAUGAGCAGACGGAGCAGCAGACAAUUAGAAAUCGGCGUAAUGCAAGCAACCGGGAUUUUUCGGUAGGGGGAGCCCCCUGGGAUGGAAGGGGUGUUGACUUGAGCACUGCCCCCAACCCGGGAGCUCAGGACCCCUCAGCACUUAUGCCUCGCUCUCCUCUGAUUGGAGGUGAGAGCAUGGUGGAGACCGUAGACUCCACGAUCUGGGAAGACGAAGGGGAAUCCAGCAGCAGCAGUCAUCGCCGAUACCUUCUGGAAGGGCAUCGGCAACAGCUGCUUAGCCCUCCGAGUGUGCCAGGGUCAGUUAAGAACACCCCGCAAGGAAGGAAAAGAGACGGUCAGAUCUAAAAGUCAGGAAAAAGUAUGGCCUGGUCUAAAAGUUGGAACCUGCUGACUUCUAAUCUAUCGGAGAAGAUCCAGGAGCUGACUGGUGCUUCGCCAGACAGGUCUGUAAGUCUUGCCCAGUACUCGUCCAAUUUGUCAGAUCUCGAGGAGCCAGCCGAUCAGAUCUGGAAGAGAUCGUGGGUUCAAACUUCAAAAUUCAAGUACUGAUUGGAUCAGAUGAAUACAAAGAAUGUUAGGUGCUACCACCUUUGAAAAAAAAGGCAGGGCGGGAGGGGAGGGGAGGGGGCGGGAUAAAGAGCUAGCCAGUAC
This is a messenger RNA of Chara braunii, 1966 nucleotides long. NCBI's taxonomy places the organism in Eukaryota, Viridiplantae, Streptophyta, Charophyceae, Charales, Characeae. The record is from the annotation of a GenBank genome assembly.